This is a messenger RNA of Miniopterus natalensis, 3928 nucleotides long. The record is from RefSeq and is a predicted model, not a curated record. NCBI's taxonomy places the organism in Eukaryota, Metazoa, Chordata, Mammalia, Chiroptera, Miniopteridae.
AUGGGGUGUGGGAAGGGUCGCGCAGGGUCCUGUGAGACGUACACCGAGGGGGCACCCGCGAGCGAGCCCCCCAAGCCAGGCUGGGCUCUAACGCUGGAGGGGCUGGAGGCGAUGAGCCCCAAGCAGGGCCACCGCCACCUGCUCUUCGGCGACUUGCUGGAAGACGUGGGUGCGGCCGCCUCCAUCUUCCCACGCGAGUCAACGGAGCUGGGGUACGGUAUGCCGGACCCGCGGGCCUGGACGCAGGCCCUCGAGCCGCCGGCGGUGCGCCAAGACCGGCUGCUCGGCGUCCUCAAGGCCGCGGAGGCCCGCGGACGAGUCCGCGCCCUGCGGGUGCGCUACACCUGCCUGCGGGCCGAGGAGAUCUCGCUCCUAAUCCAGCGACAGAAGUCUGCGCGCGCCGCCAUCCGGCUGGAGCUGUUCCUGCCGCCGCAGCUGAAGCCCACGCGGAUCCCGGACCCCCUGGACCGCCAAGAGGUGCCUGCAAGCCCGGGAAGGGACGGAGAGGGGGCCCGCCCGCCCCCUGCACACCUGGCCACAGCCCCUCUCCCCGCAGCGGAGACGCGUGGAGACCAUCCUGGAGGAAAAAGUGGAAGGCUGGAGCUCCCUGCGCUGAGGGCCACGCCGCGGCCACGCCCCACCCUUCCGCAUAAAGUUCUCCUUCUCCAGUCCUGCUGGUCUUUACGCUCCCCCUCCAGGUCCCCCAGGAGGGAAAGGGGGUGUAGAUGCUGCCUCUCCCACAUCGGGCAUCACAGACAUGGGGGGGACACAGAAUGGGGCACCUCCAACAAAGCCAGAAGGUGCAAGGGGGUGGGUGUCAACAGGGGCACCCUUAACCCCCCAAAUCCGAGGCUGCCCCCAUUAGGCAGCCUCCUGCCCUGUGUGUCCUUGGGGCCGCCAGAAGGGACAAGAAGAGCCUGGCUCAGCAAUAGUCAUGGCUGCAGCAGAAGAAAGGGCAGCCUCAGGGAGAAAGUGCACCCCGAGGGGGACACCUGACUGCAGGUCAUCCCCUCAGAGGUUCAGGGAGGAAAGUGACAUUCUGGGCAGGGGAAGUGACUGCACAGGCCAAACCUGGCAUUUGCAGAGUUGGUGGUGCUGGGAGAUCCUGCAGAGAACUCAGGGACUGGGGAAGGGGAGACCUCAGCAGGGAGCCCCUGCUGCCCCUCUGGUUUUUCUUUCCAUCCUGAAUGGCCUCCUCUGCCCUGCUCCAUCUCCCUUUCCAGCCCACCACACACACACACACACACACACACACACACACACACACACAGGUGGGAGGAAACCACCCCUGUCCCAUCGGACAAACCCACAUCCUGCAAACCUUGAAGAUUCUGAAGAGCCUCCAAAUUUCUGGACAGACCUUUAAGAAUACUCUUGCUGUUUGCAGAGCCCAGGACUUCCCUCAGCCACUUCUCCCAGCCCCAGCUAGCAGGCUGAAGUGGGGGCAACAGGGACUCAGGCAAGCCCUGCCCCUGCCAGGGGGCUCCUGCUGAGUGGGCUGCAGCAGAGAAGAUCCUGGAGGUUGCAUUUUUUACCCGCUGAGGUCAAAGCUGGGGUCUGGCAAGGAAUCUUGCUCAGUGGCAGUCACUGUCCCUGUCCCAGCUCAGGAUGGGGACAGCCGCAGGGGGACCUGGGCUCUCUGUGCCCUCAGCAAGCCCUUCUCCUGUUGCAGUGACCCUUUGCCCUCUCUGGGCUAUAGCUGCCUUUGGCCUGGAUCACACCCAGAACCGUGUGUGGAACUGGAGUCUGGCAGCUCCAGGAGAGUGGGAAGAGGUGUGUGUGGAGCUGGUGGGAGGAAGGUGUUCAGGAAGGGGGGAGACAGAGAAGGUGGCUUGGGCCAGGAGAAAGAUAGACAGGGAUGGGGAGGCAAUUUCUGUCCAGAAAUAGGGGCCCCUCGCACCCUGACAGCCAGCCCUGGCCCUGCAGGGAGCUUGGCCAAGCUCCCAGCAGUCUGCACUCCAACACCUGUCUCUUAGGGAUGGACUGAGUGCCCAGGAUGAUUCCAUCUGUUUGGUGAAAGCACAUUUCAUUUCAUCAAUUCUCUGAGCCUCCAUUUCUUCAUCUCUAAAAUGGAGGUCUCAAGAGUCUCACUUGGCCCCAUGCUCUCUCCACACAGUGAUUACUCCACAAGGGAGGGGUCACUCUGCAUUAGGCAGGCACCUGAGGACAGAAGGACAAGACAUACUCACAAAGCCCUGAGAAGGCCAGCAACAAAUGGCUGCACACCAGCCGUCAAGCUGGCACACAGGGCAUCCUUUGAUCCCCAUGCUAGGAAGGGGACCCUAGGUCUACAGAGGAGGCCAAGGAAAAGUGGGGGGAGGGGGGCUUAGAGGUGGCUGCUGCUAUGAGCAAGGGAAGUAUGUGGGCCAAGGCUCAACUGGGGGCAGUGAGGGAUCAGGUGCGUUCUCAGGGCUGCAAACUUAUGCUCUGGACAGAAGGUCCAGGGUUCAAAUCUCACCUCCACCAAUACCUGCUGCAUGGCCUUGAGUGUGUUCCUGCCCAGCCCACCUGGGCUCCUCCCAUGGAAUACAGGGACACUCUACAGAGACAGACUCCCCAGAGGAGGUACAGGAGACACAGAAAGGCUGAGGCAAGGGAUAUGGAGAGCAGGCCCAAGUGGCCAGAGGAUAUGGGGGAGUGACCCAAGGGGGCAAAGAAGUUUUUAGACCCCCACCCACGGCCAGCUGCCCCUCACAUUUCUCAGCAGGUGGGUGGAGACCCCACACCAAGGGAUCAGCCUGACCUUGACCAGGUACUGGUGCAUCUUUGUAGGACCUACCUCUGAGGACUGUUAUCAGGGCUAAAGAAAAAGCAGCUGCUCCCUGUCUGGACAGGCUUUCGGCCUCUGCCCCCGUCCUAGUCAGCCUAUCAACAUGGCAGCCAGGCUCCCUGGGCCCACAGCAUCAAGAGAUGCCCCAGGACCUGGCGGGUUUUGCUCAGUGGUUAGAGCACUGGCCUUCGGACUGAAGGGUCUGGGGUUUAAUUCCAGGCAAAGGCACAUACUUUGGUCACAGGCUCGUUCCCCGGCCCUGGCCAAGGCACAUAUGAUGAUGUGUCUCUUUCACACUGAUGUUUCUAUCUCUCUCUCUCUCUCUGAAAAACAAACAAAAAAACAAAACAAGUACCCCAUGCUCCAGGACCCUGUCACCUCUCUGCCUUGCCCCCCCUCCUCCAGCACAGCCUCCACCUUCCCAGGCUCUGUGGGGACAGAACAGCCCUGCACACCCUCCCUCCUCCUGCCCUCUUCACCCCUCACCCAGUGUGCAGUCUGUUUCUUGUCUGCUCCAGGGCUGGUCUGUUUCGCACAUUGCUGGGUCCUACUGCCUGGCACACGGGACACCCACGUACUUGCUGAAUAAAUGAAGAGCAGUGUACAAUCUCCACUUCCCUUUACAUCUCAGAGUUCAGCAAACAUGUAUACAAGGUGACUUGUGCAAUUGGAAGUUGUUCUGUGAACAGGACCCGGCACCAGGAGCUGAGCAGGCUGAACACCUGCCGGGAGAACAGGAGCUGUACAUGGUCUGAGACCAGGGGUGCGCAGACACCCUACAGGCCAUUUCCAGAGCAGGGUCAGGGCCACUGUGACGCUGGAUGAAAGCUGGCUGGGAUGAGAAACUGAACAGCUGUACCCGCUCAUAGAAUAUGAGGUGAGCUCCCCAAAGAGAAGGGGCAGGACUUUCCUGGCAAAGGAAAGUGGCUUUAAACUGUAGGACACCUUGGGGCAACAGGAGGGGUUAGAAGGGACUCAGCCAAGGCCCCACGGAUUAAGACAUUUGGUGACUCCAGAUGCAAGAAACCGUAUGCCCAGCAUCCACCUCACCGCAGCCCAGGACCCCUGCCUCCUCGGCGAGCCCCGUAAACACGGAGGCAGCGCGCUCCGAACCCCAGCCGGGGAGAGGCGGGCAGAGCAACUACGGGUCCACGGCAG